Molecule: messenger RNA, 2695 nt
Organism: Hypoxylon fragiforme
Lineage: Eukaryota; Fungi; Ascomycota; Sordariomycetes; Xylariales; Hypoxylaceae
Exons: 3
Coding region: 94-2364 (756 amino acids)
Biological process (GO): DNA-templated transcription; regulation of transcription by RNA polymerase II
Cellular component (GO): nucleus
Molecular function (GO): zinc ion binding; RNA polymerase II cis-regulatory region sequence-specific DNA binding; DNA-binding transcription activator activity, RNA polymerase II-specific
Source: RefSeq, a predicted model, not a curated record
UACCAAAGUCAAUUCCUCCCGAAUCAUCUUACAUGUCUAUCACCAUGUCUAACACAUCUAUGGAUAUACCCCGGUGUAGAUCUGAUAUCCAACAUGGAAAAUACACCAGUUCAUAGCUCAAAAAUGGAGCGUCGCCGUCGUCGCCCAGCUUUAUCCUGCGUUAGCUGCAGGAAGUCCAAGAUCCGCUGCGACCGCAAUAUGCCUUGUGGUGCUUGUGUACGAUCUAAGCACAGAACUUGUGUCUUUGACCCUCAAAUCCAUCCAUCUCCACGACAGUCGGAUAUGACGUCUACUCUAGCUGGUCCACUACAUCAAGCUGAUUCGUCACAUGAUGAUCGAUCCAACUUCUCUCUGACUGGAACAACGCCUGCUGAUUCAAGUUCGUCUCAGACGAAUACACCCACCUUUGAUGUAAAGUCAUUGCUCGACCGAAUUAGGGAGCUUGAGCGUCGCUUGGAAGAAUCUACACAACAAUCUACCAGCACCAAGAACGUCACUCGAGCCUCCACUACUAGUUCUGAGCCCGUAGCUACUUAUCCAAGUUAUCUUGCAGGGGAGUUGCACACCAUGAACAAGAGUGUAAUGUCUAAAACUCGAUACUUUGGCCAAAGCCAUUGGAUGAACCAAGUUGGAAGCUUCAAAGGUGUCCUGGAAAUGUUUGAUCAGCAAUAUCGAGAAAAGAAGACAGAAAUCAUGACACUUGUUGGCAAAUGCAAGACACUGGCUAGGACCAUCAAGGCUCAACGAAUCCCCGAGUUGAGUUUCAAAUUUGGGACCAACAUACCCUCGCGAGAAAUCGCCGACAAGCUUGUAGACGGCUACCUUAGGACCUCAGAGUCUGUAUUUCGAAUCUUGCACGUGCCCUCCUUCCAAAAGGAAUAUGAGAAAUUUUGGUCUUCCCCCGAUUCGGUUGAUCCUUCUUUUGUAAUACAACUUCAGCUUGUCAUGGCAAUUGGCAGUACCAUUUAUGAUGAACUCUUCACCUUGCGCCAGUCAGCCGUCCAAUGGGUGUACGAGGCACAAUGCUGGCUGGUAUCACCGGUUCCGAAAACGAGAUUGACGCUCUCUGGCCUGCAGGUCAUGUUACUUCAUUGCAUGGCCCAGGAGACUGCAUCUGUCGGUCAGGAUCUGGUAUGGAUUCCAGUUGGGCAAGUCGUACGCACAGCCAUCUAUAUGGGCUUUCACAGAGAUCCGAAUAAGCUACCCAAAAUGAAUCGUUUUCGUUCAGAAAUGCGACGUCGGUUAUGGAACACUAUCCUCGAAAUCGCCUUGCAAGCCAGUAUUGACUCCGGGGGACCGCCUCUCAUCUUUUUCGAAGAGUUCGACACGUGCGCUCCAUCCGAUUGCGAUGACGCCCAGUUAACAAGUGACGACCCCUCAACUCUAGUCAAUCCAAAUGAUAAGUUCACAGAUAUGACAAUACCCUUAGCUCUUCGCGCGACCUUUUCGGCACGUCUAGCGAUCGCCCAAGCGCUCAACGAGAUCCGCGGCCAAAAUACCUACGACGACACGAUUCGACUUCACGGUCAACUCGGCACAGCCUACAAGUCACUUUCGCAAAACCUCCAACGAUUUUCCUCCACGGAGCGUAAACCAACCCCGUUCCAACGACGCUUUCUGGACUUUCUCGUCCGCCGAUAUUUCAUGACUUUGCAUCUACCUUAUUUCGGGCCAGGCAUGAUCGAGCCAGCUUACGCAUUCUCGAAGAAAACUGUAGUUGAGACAUCUGCAAAGUUAUACUCUCUCGUUUUCCCAUUGGCAUCCACGAGUCCUCGAUCGGCAAACGAUUUGAGAUUAACAUCCGAAGAUGCGGAUGAUUUAGGUCGACUCACCACAUGCGCAGCAGGUUUAUUUCGAAAUAUCAUAUCUCAGGCGUCAAUGGCCAUCGCCUUCGAGGUACAGAACCAAUUACAAGAAGAUGACAGUAUGGGACUUCCGACACCCAGGACAGACCUACUCAACAUUUUUCGGGACUCCGCCACUUGGGUCCGCCACCGCAUUAAAGCCGGGGAAACCAAUAUAAAAGGUUACAUGUUCACGGCAGGACUACUAGGACAAGUCGAGGCUUUACUCAGUGGCCUAAAAGGACCCGAGCUUGUGGAUGCUACCGUCAAGGCUGGCACUGAAGCCGCGCGCGAUGGUUUGGAGUUACUCAAGCAACAUGCUAGGCCAAACCUUGACGAGAAGACUACUGCAGUUGACGAACAGUUCAGCUUUGACACGAUAAUGGCAAUGGAUGAAGACUGGGACUUUGACACCUCGAUGCAGAAUGUCCUAUAUGAUUUCAUCAGCAUCGAAUCCGUGUUCGGGGCAGCGACUGACCCUAAUGACGCGAUGGCGCCGGAUUUGGCACAAUGGCAAUGACAAAGAAUUAAUAUUUAAAGAGCCUAGUAGCUCACUUCAUUUCAAGUUGACGAGGGCAGUCGUCACAAAGAAUAUACUUUAACAUUAUUCGCAUAUGCCUAUUUGCAUAUAAUAAUAUUUUGGAUGCCAUAAUCAGAACUUCUACCUAGGUAAUAGGAGAAUCAUAGGAUGCGAAUUUGUCCACUCUGCCUCUUAAUCGUCAAGCCGAUUUCCCAACGCCAAUGCUUGCCUAUAUAUCCAUUCCUUCGCCGUUAGCUUCUCUCCCUCUUCCUCUGGAUCUUCAGGAACCCCCUUUAUUCUGAGUUUCUUCAUAAUACACUCAUCCUCAGGG